AUGUCAUCUUCCAAGAUUGAAGUUGUUGAUGGUCCUGAUGAAAAUGGUGAGAUGUUUACCCGUCCUGGUAAGCUGUCUGAUUACUUUCCAAAACCGUACCCCAAUCCUGAGGCAGCACGAGCAGCUAAUAAUGGAGCUUUACCUCCGGAUCUCAGUUACAUUGUUAAUGCCAGGCACGGUGAAGAGGACUACGUAUUCUCUCUCUUAACAGGUUACUGUGAUCCUCCAGCAGGUGUGUCCCUCCGGGAAGGCUUGUACUUCAACCCUUAUUUUCCUGGUCAAGCAAUCGCAAUGGCUCCUCCCAUCUACAAUGAAAUUCUGGAAUUUGAAGAUGGUAAGAGAUGCUUUUUUAUAUUGGGGAUGAGGACAUUUAAGUAA
This is a messenger RNA of Protopterus annectens (West African lungfish), 378 nucleotides long. Its product is annotated as cytochrome c1, heme protein, mitochondrial. NCBI's taxonomy places the organism in Eukaryota, Metazoa, Chordata, Ceratodontiformes, Protopteridae. Gene Ontology annotation, biological process: mitochondrial electron transport, ubiquinol to cytochrome c. Gene Ontology annotation, molecular function: heme binding; electron transfer activity. Bases 1 to 378 code for a protein of 125 amino acids. The transcript has 3 exons. The record is from RefSeq and is a predicted model, not a curated record.